Messenger RNA from Cylas formicarius (sweet potato weevil), 910 nucleotides. Its product is annotated as syntaxin-8. NCBI's taxonomy places the organism in Eukaryota, Metazoa, Arthropoda, Insecta, Coleoptera, Brentidae. Gene Ontology annotation, cellular component: SNARE complex; endomembrane system. The transcript is spliced from 5 exons. Bases 142 to 840 code for a protein of 232 amino acids. Gene Ontology annotation, biological process: intracellular protein transport; vesicle fusion. The record is from RefSeq and is a predicted model, not a curated record. Gene Ontology annotation, molecular function: SNAP receptor activity; SNARE binding.
AGAAUAAUAAUCUGUGGCUAUCAGCCGUUUUAUGUAUCUUUGGUGGUAUGGGAUUUUUUUUUAAAUGUUUUCGUUAAUUUGAUUAUUAAAAGCGUUGCACCUUAUUCGAUCAUAUUAUUUUGGGGGAGGGUGUGGUUCAGAAUGGCACUUCUUUAUUUAGGAGAGGACCCUUGGUUGUCUGAAUAUGAAUCUUGUGAAAAGCUCCAGAGGGACAUAAUGGAGCUUAUGACGGAGAGGCAACAAUUUUCGAGGUCCAGUGAUAAUUACUCUCAACUAUCUGCCAACAUAAGAUUGAGAUUAAAACAAUUCAACAAUGAAGUUGAUCAGCUUAAAAACAAACUUGAUAUAUCUACAGUUAGUGGAGCCAUAACCCCAGCAGAGUCUGAAAGAAGGACAAGACAGAUAGAGGUACUUGCUACCAAAGCUGUUCAGAUGCAAAAAAUUUUUGAACAGCAGGUGUCUGCUAAAGCUUUAGAAGAACGGCGUCAACUAAUGGGGAGUUCUGGUUUGGGUUUGACCCAUAGUGUUCCAUUAUUUAAUCCAUCAGUAGAUGAUAUGAGGGUAGAGCAGAGAGCAAUGCUUAGAGAACAAGAGGAAGGGUUGCAAAAUUUAUCCAAAAUUAUUUCAAGGCAAAAAGAAAUCUCGAGUGUCAUAUCUACGGAAGUGGAUUUCCAUAAUGAAAUUCUGAAUGACAUAACAACCCAAGUGGACAACACUGAUGCUAGAGUAAGAGCUGAAACACAGCAUGUCAGUGUUAUUGACAGAAAGGACAAUACCUGUGGCUAUUGGAUUAUUAUAAUUUUGCUGUUUAUAGGCAUAAUAGUUGCUGCAACUGUGUGAUAUUGUUAUUUAAUUUUUUUUGUGAUCAAAAUACUUUUAUUAAGCUAUUUUUAUUAAACCAUUUUACUUC